Molecule: messenger RNA, 2379 nt
Organism: Lynx canadensis (Canada lynx)
Lineage: Eukaryota; Metazoa; Chordata; Mammalia; Carnivora; Felidae
Gene: SENP3
Product: SUMO specific peptidase 3
Biological process (GO): protein desumoylation
Cellular component (GO): nucleus
Molecular function (GO): deSUMOylase activity
Source: RefSeq, a predicted model, not a curated record
GAGGUGGAGGCUGGAGCAGAGCAAGCGGCGGCCGCGGCGGGGCGGCUCGGCGGCGCGGCGCGCGGCCCAGAAGCGUUGGAAUCCUGAAUUGAGAGGGCUGCGCCUGAAGACAGCAGGAGUGGCGGGGCCGCCGCCGUCGCCGGAGAGAUGAGCCGGGAAGCUUGAGGCCGGAGACGCCCGCCCUCGGGCCCGUCCGCCCGGCUUCCCCGCUCCCGGCUACCGGAAGAUGAAAGAGACUAUACAAGGGACCGGGUCUUGGGGGCCUGAGCCUCCUGGACCUGGCGUGGCCCCGGCUUACUCAAGUCCCAGGCGGGAGCGUCUUCGCUGGCCCCCACCCCCUAAACCCCGACAAUCAGGUGGAGGGUUUGGGCCAGAUCCUGGGUCAGGGACCACAGUGCCAGCCAGACGCCUCCCUGUCCCUCGGCCCUCUUUUGAUGCGUCAGCUAGUGAAGAGGAGGAGGAAGAAGAGGACGAUGAGGAUGAAGAUGAGGAAGAGGAAGGGGCAGCUUGGAGGCUGCCCCCCAGAUGGGGUCAGCUGGGAACCUCCCAGCGGCCUCGCCCUCCUCGCCCUACUCAUCGGAAAACCUGCUCCCAGCGCCGCCGCAGAGCCAUGCGAGCCUUCCGGAUGCUGCUGUACUCAAAAAGCACCUCGUUGACAUUCCACUGGAAGCUUUGGGGGCGCCACCGGGGCCGGCGGCGGAGCCUCGCACACCCCAAGAACCAUCUUUCACCCCAGGAAGGGGGUGCGACACCACAGCUGCCAUCCACCUGCUGUCGUUUUGACUCCCCUCGGGGGCCACCUCCGCCCCGGCUCGGUCUGCUAGGUGCUCUCAUGGCUGAGGACGGAGUGAGAGGGUCUCCACCAAUGUCCUCUGGGCCCCCAGUGGAGGAAGAUGGAUUAAGGUGGACUCCAAAGUCUCCUCUGGACCCUGACUCCGGCCUCCUCUCCUGUACUCUUCCCAAUGGCUUUGGGGGACCGCCUGGGCCAGAAGGGGAGCGAGGCCUGGCACCCCCUGACGCCAGCAUCCUCAGCAGCAAUGUGUGCAGCAUCGGGGACCACGUGGCCCAGGAACUCUUCCAGGGCUCAGACCUGGGCACCGCAGAAGAGGCGGAGCGGCCCGGGGAGAAGGCCGGCCAGCACAGCCCCCUGCGAGAGGAGCAUGUGACCUGCGUGCAGAGCAUCUUGGAUGAAUUCCUUCAGACUUACGGCAGCCUCACUCUCAGCACUGAUGAGGUGGUGGAGAAACUGGAGGACAUCUUUCAGCAGGAGUUCUCUACACCUUCCAGGUGAGGGCUGGUGCUGCAGCUCAUCCAGUCGUAACCAGCGCAUGCCAGCAACGCCAUGGUGAGGGGCUUCCGAGUGGCUUAUAAGCGGCACGUGCUGACGAUGGACGACCUGGGGACUCUGUACGGACAGAACUGGCUCAAUGACCAGGUGAUGAACAUGUAUGGAGACCUGGUCAUGGACACGGUCCCUGAAAAGGUGCAUUUCUUCAACAGUUUCUUCUACGAUAAACUCCGUACCAAGGGUUAUGAUGGGGUGAAAAGGUGGACCAAAAACGUGGACAUCUUCAAUAAGGAGCUACUGUUGAUCCCCAUCCACCUGGAGGUGCAUUGGUCCCUCAUCUCGGUUGACGUGAGGCGACGCACCAUCACCUACUUUGACUCGCAGCGCACCCUGAACCGCCGCUGCCCUAAGCAUAUUGCCAAGUACCUACAGGCAGAGGCCGUGAAGAAAGACCGGCUGGAUUUCCACCAGGGCUGGAAAGGUUACUUCAAAAUGAAUGUGGCCAGGCAGAAUAAUGACAGUGACUGCGGUGCCUUUGUGUUACAGUACUGCAAGCACCUGGCGCUGGCCCAGCCGUUCAGCUUCACCCAGCAGGACAUGCCCAAACUUCGUCGGCAGAUCUACAAGGAGCUGUGUCACUGCAAACUCACUGUGUGAGCCUCGGAUCCCAGGCCUCAAGCCCGUUUAUGAAUGGGCGUGGGACAUGGGGGACCCUUCCUUCCCAAGAAACUCCCAUUCCUUUCCUCUCUUGCCUCUCCCCACCCAGUUCCCUUUUGGUUUUUAUUUAAAUGUUUUAAUUGAUUUCUGUAUUUUUUUUUUUCCUUUUGAGAGAAUACUUGUUGAUUUCUGAUGUUCAGGGGGUGGCCAUGAAAAAGCCUCUUUUUCUCUGUGCCCUGGGGGAGCGUGGCCUUGCGGCCUGGGUGGGGCAGCCAUCCAUCCCCCUUCUGUGUGCAGGGGCGGGGGCAGGAAAAUCUGUGCUGGGGUGGAGGGCGGGCAAAGGGAUUCCGGCCUGCCAGAUCUUCAAACUUUUUUUUAUAUAAUAUAUAAAUGCCACGGUCCUGCUCUGGUCAAUAAAGGAUCCUUUGGAGAUA